Schistocerca piceifrons (Central American locust) is the source of this 576-nucleotide messenger RNA. Its product is annotated as dorsal root ganglia homeobox protein-like. NCBI's taxonomy places the organism in Eukaryota, Metazoa, Arthropoda, Insecta, Orthoptera, Acrididae. Bases 16 to 576 code for a protein of 186 amino acids. The record is from RefSeq and is a predicted model, not a curated record. The transcript has 5 exons. Gene Ontology annotation, molecular function: RNA polymerase II transcription regulatory region sequence-specific DNA binding; DNA-binding transcription factor activity, RNA polymerase II-specific. Gene Ontology annotation, biological process: regulation of transcription by RNA polymerase II.
GCCGCUGCAGACAUCAUGGCGGGCCCGUUCCUGUCUCCGCUGCCUGGAGACCUCCUGUCCGAGUACAUGUUCGGCCGCCGCAGGCAGCAGCGCCGGAACCGCACCACCUUCACGCCGCAGCAGCUGCAGGAGCUGGAGUCGCUGUUCCAGAAGACGCACUACCCGGACGUCUUCCUGCGGGAGGAGGUGGCGCUGCGCAUCAGCCUGUCCGAGGCACGCGUACAGGUGUGGUUCCAGAACAGGCGCGCGAAGUGGCGGAAGCAGGCGCGACUGCAGCUGCUGCAGGAUGCGUGGCGCAUGCGCUGUCUGGGGCUCGCCGCGCCGCCGCUCCUGCUCGCGGCGGCGACGGCGGCGGCGGCGGACGCCGCCCUCAAGAUGGACUCCGCGGGGGCGGCGGCGGCGGCGGCGGCUGCGGCGGCCCUCUGCCGGGACGGCUACCGCACCGCCGUGCACGGGGAGGCGCGCCCCCGACGACAAGUAGAUGGCCCGCGGCAAGCACUGCCAAAGACACGAGCCCCACUGUUCCCUUCAGAGUACUGCGAGUCUAGAGGAAGUCGUAUCGAGUACCCACAGUAA